Molecule: messenger RNA, 3225 nt
Organism: Abrus precatorius (Indian licorice)
Lineage: Eukaryota; Viridiplantae; Streptophyta; Magnoliopsida; Fabales; Fabaceae
Product: probable pre-mRNA-splicing factor ATP-dependent RNA helicase DEAH4
Exons: 14
Coding region: 7-1743 (578 amino acids)
Cellular component (GO): intracellular anatomical structure
Molecular function (GO): RNA binding; ATP hydrolysis activity; ATP binding
Source: RefSeq, a predicted model, not a curated record
GAGGGAAUGGCUACACUUCCCAUAGUCCAAUAUGAAGAAAAGAUCAUUGAAACCGUUGAGCGGAACCCUGUUGUUGUCGUCAUCGGAGAAACCGGUUCCGGCAAGAGCACUCAACUCUCUCAGAUGCUUCACCGCCGCCGUUACGGCAAAAUCGCCGUCACUCAGCCCCGUCGAGUUGCCGCGGUCUCCGUCGCCAGACGAGUUGCACAAGAGCUUGGUGUUAAGCUUGGUGAGGAAGUAGGGUACGCAAUUCGAUUCGAGGACAGGACUUCACACAACACGCGCAUUAAGUACCUUACUGAUGGAGUUCUUCUUCGUGAAAUUCUUGCUAAUCCUGAGUUAAAUGAGUAUUCUGUAAUCAUAUUGGAUGAAGCUCAUGAACGGAGUUUAAACACGGAUAUAUUGAUGGGACUGAUGAAACGCUUGGUUAGAAUACGUUCCUCGGAUCUCAAAGUUUUGAUCACGUCCGCAACACUUGAUGGCGAUAAAGUAUCAAACUUCUUUGCCGAUUGUCCCGUUUUGACCAUUCCAGGAAAAUUGUAUCCGGUUGAGGUUCUUUAUAGCAAGGAGCGUCCCUCUAGCUAUCUUGAGGCUUCCCUGAAAACUGCUCUUGAUAUACAUAUUCAUGACCUGGAAGGGGAUAUUUUAAUAUUCGUGACUGGACAGGAUGACAUAGAGAAGCUGGUAUCUAAGUUAGAAGAUAAAGUACGGGCCCUUGAGGAAGGUUCCUGCAUGGAUGCUAUAAUCCUUCCUCUACAUGGUUCUUUGCCACCUGAAUUGCAGGUGCGUGUAUUUAAUCCACCACCUCCAAAUUGCAGACGAAUUAUUGUUGCAACAAAUAUUGCUGAAACUUCCUUGACUGUUGAUGGUGUAGUGUAUGUUAUUGACUCUGGGUAUGUGAAGCAAAGACAGUAUAAUCCAUCUAGUGGCAUGUAUUCUCUUGAUGUUGUUCAAAUUAGCAAAGUGCAAGCUAAUCAGCGUGCAGGUCGAGCUGGACGAACACGUCCAGGGAAAUGCUAUCGUCUAUACCCUUCCCAACUUUACCAUGAUGAGUUCUUGGAUGUUACAGUUCCUGAAAUUCAGAGAUCUUCGCUUGCAGCUGAGUCCUUACAAGAUGCCUUGAAGCAAUUAUAUCUGAUUGAUUCUAUUGAUGAAAAUGGUGUGAUUACAAGUAUUGGACGGAAAAUGGCUGAGCUUCCGUUAGAGCCUUCCUUAGCAAGAACUUUAAUGGAGGCAAGCGAUUAUGGUUGCAUAUCCGAGGCUUUGACUGUUGCUGCCAUGUUAUCGGCUGAAACAACAUUGCUACCAGGGCAGAGAAAAACUGAUAAAAAGAGGAAACACACAAUAUCUAACCUUCCUGAUGGUUCUGGCUUGGGUGAUCACAUUCAAUUGCUGCAGAUAUAUGAGUGUUGGGAUCAAACUGAUUAUGACAUUGGUUGGUGCAAAGACAAUGGCUUGCAGGUGCGAGGGAUGUUGUUUGUCAAAGAUGUCCGUAAGCAGUUAUCUCAGAUAAUGCAGAAAAUAGCAAAGGGACCACUGGAUGUAAGGGCAAAUGGGAAAAGGGAUGAGUUCCGGCAAGAUUAUCGAAAUUUGAGGAAGGCUUUAUGUGUGGGCUAUGCAAAUCAAUUGGCUGAAAGAAAGAUGCAUCACAAUGGAUAUCGAACUCUGGGUUUCCAAGCUCAAGUAGUUCAGGUAAUAAAUAAAAAGUUUAUAGCCACUAUUGCAUGUCACCAUUACUUUUAGCAGCACUUCUAAUUUAUUUGGUGUUAACAUAUUAUCUCCUUUAAAUUAUUUCCCUUAAAUCCAUUCACUUUUACGGUGAAGUACUGUAGUCCAUAGCUAAGGGUGACAGAACUUGCAGACUCCAAAUAAAAAAGAAGGGGCUAGUGUUACUGAUAACAAAGGCUAUAUGCUCCAAAGUUGUGUGAAUUUCAGAAUUAGUAGUUAGUAUUUAUCAAUUUCAAUUGAAUGCUCGGUUUGUAGAUACCUGGAUGACCUGAAUCUUCUGCAUUAGGUACAUCCAUCCUCUGUGAUGAAUCCUGAUGAGCUGGGGAAGUUCCCAGACUAUGUUGUGUACCAUGAACUAAUUGCAACUCCGCGGCCAUACAUGAGAAAUGUGUGUGCUGUUGAGAUGAGAUGGGUUAUACCCAUUACUAACAAGCUUAAGACCCUAGAUGUGUACAAAUUAAGGUAAACUCCCAAGGUGUUCAAUUAUUUUCUUUAUUAUUAUUAUAUUUUUUGGGGGGUUCUAUGAUCAUUGCUGGCUCUAAUUCCUUUAUCUGAAGCAGUGGGGGUGUUCAUAAUGUUGAGGAGGAAUCUGAGAAAAAUCUUCCACAUUUACCCAAGAAGGAUGUUGAGGUUGCUGGGACUACUGAUGACCGUGAAAGUAGAAUCCAAGCUGCUAGAGAACGGUUUCUUGCUCGUAAAGCCCAGAAAUGAGCACAUAUAGACCUGUGGAGAAUAUCUUGGCUUGUCAGGCAUUUUGUUAAAUGCGCACGUUACCUGAAAGGAUGGAGAGUCGGGAUGAGCUGACAGUCGAGUUUUCCACAUAGUCACAACAUGCUAUAGUGUUAUCUCAGCUUCGUCCUCAUGCAGUGCCUCUCACAAACAUCAGAAAGUUUAGCACAGAAAUCUGAGAUUGGGUCACACACGGAUCUGAUAAUUUGGUUGAGUGGCUGAAUGCAUUUAUACCUUUUACUUGUGCUCUUGGUUAUUGAAAUGUACCCAGAACGGAGAAAGAAGACAAAGGUCUGAUAAUUUGGUUGAGUGGCUGAAUGCAUUUAUACCUUUUACUUGUGCUCUUGGUUAUUGAAAUGUACCCAGAACGGAGAAAGAAGACAAAGGAAGUGGAAGGAAAACGGAGAGGCAAGCCCCCUUGAUUAGUAAAUGAUAAUUGAACAAUUCUGAGGGGUUUUUGAAACGCAAUCGUGGUUACAGACUUGUUUGUUAAUCAGACAGAAAUGAUUACCAUUUACCUAUAAGUUCAAUUACAUCCUUGUUUGAUAUUGAGCCUGUUUAGAUUGAGAUAAUACCUAGCUGAGAUUGCAUUUGAAGUUUAACUUAUAAAACAUGAUAGUAGUGUGUAUGUGAAACAAGAUCGAUCUUUCUCUAAUAGGGCGUCGAUUCUCAAUCUGAUGAUCAAUUCAAGGUGUGUGGACAUCACCUAAACACUGAGUUGAUUAUCUUCAGACAAUGGCAUUCUCUUCGCUAUAUAUUUCAAACUUC